Messenger RNA from Aspergillus lentulus, 474 nucleotides. RefSeq lists its product as uncharacterized. The record is from RefSeq and is a predicted model, not a curated record. Lineage: Eukaryota; Fungi; Ascomycota; Eurotiomycetes; Eurotiales; Aspergillaceae.
AUGCAGCUUAUCAAUGCCAUCUACGCCGUCACUGUACUGGCCACCAUUGCGGCCGCAGUCCCUGGCCCAAUUGUCGCUAGGGGUGAGAAGUUCGCCGUCUUCAAUGGCGAGAAAUCCGUCAUGGUUUCAACCGAGCCCUCUGCGGAGACUGGCAACGUCUUGGUGGCCCUGGCCGAAGGGGAUGUCGACUGCAAGGGCUCUGCCUUUUGCGAAAGACUCGGCGGGAGCUGCGACGAUGCUUAUCGCAAGGUGAUACCCAGCAACACCUACAGCACCUACCUCGACGCUUCCAACACCGGAACUUGCAGUGGAACUUGCGGUCUUUUUGUCAGCGGCCCCCACUGCGAAGUCAUGGGCCAGGAUUUGAUGGACGCCUACAAUGACAUUCGCAACCGAGGCCAUUGCGCCCAUUGCGGACGCAAGCAGAUUGCCAACGGCUGUAUGAUCAAGAUUGACCGGGUGACGGGUUGCUGA